Messenger RNA from Otolemur garnettii (small-eared galago), 811 nucleotides. It is a transcript of the gene BAX, whose product is annotated as BCL2 associated X, apoptosis regulator. The transcript is spliced from 6 exons. NCBI's taxonomy places the organism in Eukaryota, Metazoa, Chordata, Mammalia, Primates, Galagidae. Gene Ontology annotation, molecular function: protein heterodimerization activity; channel activity; protein homodimerization activity. Gene Ontology annotation, cellular component: mitochondrial outer membrane. Bases 65 to 643 code for a protein of 192 amino acids. Gene Ontology annotation, biological process: positive regulation of apoptotic process; mitochondrial fusion; release of cytochrome c from mitochondria. The record is from RefSeq and is a predicted model, not a curated record.
GACCGGGGGCGCGCUGCGGCCGCCCGCGCGGAGCCGGCGAGAGGCGGCGGCGGGAGCAGCGGUGAUGGACGGGUCCGGGGAGCAGCCCAGAGGCGGGGGGCCCACCAGCUCUGAGCAGAUCAUGAAGACAGGGGCCCUUUUGCUUCAGGGUUUCAUCCAGGAUCGAGCAGGGCGAAUGGGGGGGGAGACACCUGAGCUGGCCCUGGAGCCGACGCCCCAGGAUGCAUCCACCAAGAAGCUAAGCGAGUGUCUCAAACGCAUCGGGGAUGAACUGGACAGUAACAUGGAGCUGCAGAGGAUGAUUGCUGCUGUGGACACAGACUCCCCCCGUGAGGUUUUUUUCCGAGUGGCAGCUGAGAUGUUUUCUGAUGGCAACUUCAACUGGGGCCGGGUUGUGGCCCUCUUCUACUUUGCAAGCAAACUGGUGCUCAAGGCCCUGUGCACGAAGGUCCCUGAGCUGAUCAGAACUAUCAUGGGCUGGACAUUGGACUUCCUCCGAGAGCGACUGCUGGGCUGGAUCCAAGACCAGGGUGGUUGGGACGGCCUCCUUUCCUACUUUGGAACCCCUACGUGGCAGACAGUGACCAUCUUUGUGGCUGGAGUGCUUACUGCCUCGCUCACCAUCUGGAAGAAGAUGGGCUGAGGCCCACCCCACUACCUUGGACUGUGUUUUUUCUGCAUAAAUUAUGGCAUUUUUCUGGGAGGGGUGGGGAUUGGGGGACAUGGGCAUUUUUCUUACUUUUGUAAUUAUUGGGGUUGGGUGGGGAAAAGUGGUCUUGAGAGGGGGGUAAUAAACCUCCUUCUGGCCACA